Indicator indicator is the source of this 3466-nucleotide messenger RNA. RefSeq names its product RAD21 cohesin complex component (gene RAD21). The record is from RefSeq and is a predicted model, not a curated record. Gene Ontology annotation, molecular function: protein binding; chromatin binding. The transcript is spliced from 14 exons. Gene Ontology annotation, biological process: synaptonemal complex assembly; replication-born double-strand break repair via sister chromatid exchange; mitotic sister chromatid cohesion. Gene Ontology annotation, cellular component: synaptonemal complex; cohesin complex. The coding region runs from base 56 to 1954 and encodes 632 amino acids. NCBI's taxonomy places the organism in Eukaryota, Metazoa, Chordata, Aves, Piciformes, Indicatoridae.
CCGUCAUCUCCUGCACCGGUCCAGGGUUUGCACUUUGUUUUAGACAUUCGGAACCAUGUUCUAUGCCCACUUUGUUCUGAGCAAACGUGGGCCGCUGGCCAAAAUCUGGCUGGCGGCCCACUGGGAUAAGAAGCUAACCAAAGCUCAUGUUUUUGAAUGUAAUCUGGAGAGCAGUGUGGAGAGUAUCAUUUCACCAAAGGUGAAGAUGGCACUUCGAACCUCAGGACAUCUCUUGCUAGGCGUUGUUAGAAUCUACCACAGGAAAGCAAAAUAUCUUCUUGCAGACUGUAAUGAGGCUUUCAUUAAGAUUAAGAUGGCUUUUCGUCCAGGGGUUGUCGAUUUGCCUGAGGAAAACAGGGAGGCUGCUUACAAUGCUAUUACAUUACCUGAGGAAUUUCAUGAUUUUGACCAGCCACUUCCUGAUCUAGAUGAUAUUGAUGUGGCCCAGCAGUUCAGUUUGAACCAGAGUAGAGUGGAAGAAAUUACAAUGAGAGAAGAAGUAGGCAACAUCAGUAUCCUCCAGGAUAAUGACUUUGGUGACUUUGGGAUGGAUGAUCGUGAGAUGAUGAGAGAAGGUAGUGCGUUUGAGGAUGACAUGCUAGUGAGCACCAGUGCUUCCAAUCUCUUACUGGAGCCCGAACAGAGCACCAGUCACCUCAAUGAGAAAUCUAAUCACCUGGAAUAUGAAGACCAAUACAAGGAUGAUAAUUUUGGAGAAGGAAACGAUGGUGGAAUAUUGGAUGACAAACUUCUCAGCAAUAAUGAUGGUGGUAUCUUUGAUGACCCUCCUGCACUCUCAGAAAGUGGAGUAACAAUGCCAGAGCAACCUCCCCAUGAUGAUAUGGAUGAUGAUGAUAAUGUAUCAAUGGGCGGACCAGACAGUCCUGACUCAGUAGAUCCAGUUGAACCAUUACCAACUAUGACUGAUCAGACAACACUUGUUCCCAAUGAAGAGGAAGCUUUUGCUCUGGAGCCAAUUGACAUAACUGUCAAGGAAACCAAGGCAAAGAGGAAGAGAAAGCUGAUUGUGGACAGUGUGAAAGAACUGGACAGCAAGACUAUUCGAGCCCAAUUAAGUGACUACUCUGAUAUUGUUACUACUUUGGACUUGGCACCUCCUACUAAGAAACUGAUGAUGUGGAAAGAAACAGGUGGAGUUGAAAAGCUUUUCUCUCUGCCCGCACAGCCUUUGUGGAACAACAGGCUACUGAAGCUCUUCACACGUUGUCUAACACCCUUGGUACCAGAAGACCUAAGAAAGAGAAGGAAAGGUGGAGAAGCUGACAACCUUGAUGAGUUCCUUAAAGACUUCGAAAACCCAGAGGUUCCCAGAGAGGAGCAGCAACAACAGCAACAGCAACAAAGAGAUGUCAUUGAUGAACCUAUUCUGGAAGAACCAAGUCGUUUGCAAGAAUCAAUGAUGGAAGGCAGCAGAACCAACCUGGAUGAAUCUGUUAUGCCACCCCCACCGCCUCAGACAGGUGUUAAACGCAAGCUGCAGCAAGUAGAACCAGAGCCAGCGUUACCUCAUCCACCAGCACAACAGCUGGAAAUACCACCUGUAGAAAUGCCUCCAGAGGAGCCCCAAAACAUCUGCCAACUAAUACCAGAGCUGGAACUUCUGCCAGAAAAAGAGAAGGAGAAGGAAAAAGAGAAGGAGGAAGAGGAAGAAGAGGAGGAAGAAGAUGGCACAGGGGGUGAUCAGGACCAAGAAGAGAGGAGAUGGAACAAGAGGACUCAACAGAUGCUUCAUGGACUUCAGAGAGCUCUCGCUAAAACUGGAGCAGAAUCUAUCAGCUUGCUUGAGCUGUGCAGAAAUACGAAUAGAAAACAAGCAGCUGCAAAAUUCUACAGUUUCCUGGUACUUAAAAAACAGCAAGCUAUAGAGCUGACACAGGAGGAGCCUUACAGUGACAUCAUUGCAACACCUGGUCCCAGAUUUCAUAUUAUUUGAAUGGUUAGAAUAGAGGUGAGCUAGUGUUUGUUUCACUAGUGCGUACAUGUAUUGCCCCAUCUGUAGGGCCCACAAGAUCAUUGCAGAGAAUUUAGAUUUUACUGUCUGUAUAAAGUCCUUGGUUUUUCGGGUUAUUUUGGUUUUUGUAUUUUAAAUUUACUACUUUAAACUUGUUGUGAAACUGCUGGGGUGGGUGGCUUCAGUUCCAAGUGCAGAAACCAGACGACUCAAGGACCCAGAUGGAGAUUUAACAACUGAGCAGUUGUGUGCAAUAUUGGUGCAUGUAAUGUUGAAUAUCAAUGAAACAUCUUACGAUGAUUUGACUAGUUGAUUCAGUACUUUUAACCUAUACAAGUAAGCCUGAAUGGCCAACCUGUUGUCUGAUCAAAAACUUUGCCAAAUUCAUCUAAAAUGUUCUGUCUGCUUCUCAUAGUAGUGGGUUUUUUCCUCCCGUUCUUUAGAUCUUUGUGCAUACUGUGGGUCUUUAAAGCUGCCAGUAUAAAAGGUAGUGCCUGAUAUGUCAGCUUGCUUUGUCACUGCAUUUUUGCAGUCAGGUGUUUGUAGCCCUUGAUGCUAAAGGGAAAUGGGUGUCUGUGGAAAGCACUUCCUCUACAUGAUACAAUUGUGUACAUGAAAGGAUGGAGUGUGUUAAGCGUAUUAGAUGAAACAUUCCUUUUCACCUCGUCAUGGUCCACUACUGAUAAUGGCUAAUUACUGUUAAGUAAGCAUCAAUUAAAAAUUCUCGUCAUUUCAUUUAAACCUUGAAGACAUCAAAAUGGACUUCUAGAUUGUAAAUUAUCUGAUGUUAAAUAAAUGGGCAGAAGAUAAGAAUAAGAGAAGUUGACCAGGCUGCUUUUGUAAAGAUGCUAAAUUCUGAUACCACCUGUACUGAAAGGGCAACAAACUUCAAUCUACAGUGCAGACAGGCACAGUUCCACUUAAUUGUGUGGUGUUUUAUUGGCUCUUUGGAUAUAUUUAUGAUUUUAGUAUAAUUUUUUCCCAAUAAUGCACACUGCUGUGUUCGAAAUGUUUUAUCAGUUUUGCAAAAGAAGUCCCGUUUGAUUUUACUUACAAAGAAUGGAACUUUACUGUUAGAGCAGGUAGCACCAGAAAUUAUGUGAAUAUGUUGAUUAUGGAAACCUGUCUUAACUUUUUUUUAGGGCAAAAUUAUUCACACAGAACGUUCUGGUUUUAAUGUUGGCACUUUGUGAAAUAAUUUUGGGAUUCUAAAAUUUCAGUGUAUACUCAACUGUAAAAUUAUGUGAAUGUUUAAAAAAGAAGAAAUCUGAGACUACACGAUGACCAUGUUUUAAUAAUCCUUGGAAAAGUUAAUUGUAUAAAGUUACUGCAGCUUUAUUUUCAACAUGUGCCUGUAAAACCAUGGUUUUCCCCCUUGUAAAAAGAGACAUUGUAGAUAACUUGAAUGUUUAAUUAUAGAAAGGGUCAUUAGUUUCUUGUUACACGUUUUUAGUCCGUUUUUGUUGCUUUUCAAGGUUAAUAUUCUUGAAUAUA